AUUUACAGUAUCAACAAGACGCACUCAAGAUGGAAUUCAAACCAGAGAUUAGCUACGAUCCGGCGAGCAAAAUUUGGUCCAGCUUAGAUGAUCACGAUCACUUUGACCCCGAGCUGUCGAUAGGGGAGAUUAUCUACCAUGAGAUGCGGCGACAUCCCAAGCAAAUUGCCCAGAUUUCUGCUACUGAAAAUACGGUUCUGCUGCGUGAGGAGAUGCUGCAGAAUGCCAUGAGCAUUGCCAGCUAUAUGCGUAAUCUGGGCUUGGUGCAAACUGAUGUCGUAGGCAUCAUUGGAAGGAAUACAACGCAUAUGGCAGCUGUGGCUUAUGCCUGCUUCUUCAAUGGCAUUGCCUUCCAUUCGCUCAAUGUCAACUAUGAUGAGUCGAACAUAGAGAAGCUAUUCAACAUUACCAAACCUCAAGUGAUCUUCUGUGAUGGCGAUGAAUAUAAAACUGUUAAGGCGGCUACAAAAUCAUUGAAUCCAAAGAUUGUGACGAUGCGCAAACAUGCUGCAGAUAGCAUAUCCAUUGACCAGCUGCUCUUGACCAAGGUGGAACAGAACUUUAAGCCACUUCGCCUGGAGCAGGGCAACAAUCAAACGCUGGCCAUCAUCUGCUCAUCGGGCACCACGGGCACACCCAAAGCGGUGACCAUAGCAAACAGUCGCAAGAUUUUGAAUGGCAAUUUAAUGUUAACCACGGCGGAUGUGCAAUAUUCGCACAGUUCCCUCGACUGGAUUACCGGACUGAUUGCAGUUAUUACCACCGCUGUGUUUAGCACUAAACGCAUCAUAUCCGACAACGCUUUCGAUGCUGGACUCUUGUUGCAUCUGAUUGAGAAGCAUCAGAUCACCUGGCUGCUGUUGGCACCCUUCCACCUCGCCAUGGUUUAUCACUCACCGGAGUAUGAGCAAACCAACUUGGAUAGCGUGCGUUAUUGCAUGUUUACUGGAUGUCGUUGCUCGUUGGACUUACUCAAUCAGCUGCGAAAGCGUUUGCCCGGCAAUGUGUUGCACUUUGCCUACGGCAUGACUGAGGUUGGCAUUUGGGCCACCUUCAAUUGGAAUUUCGAUCAGAAACCCAAAUCGGUGGGUCGGUUAACUGCUGGCUUCAAGGCCAAGAUAGUCAAUGAAAGCAAAGAGCCCCUGGGACCCAAUGAGAUGGGCGAAGUGUGCCUCAAUAACGGUCAGUAUUGGGCUGGAUAUUUCGGCAACACGCAAGAGUCACGCAACAUACGCGACAGCAAUCGUUGGUUCUAUACGGGGGAUUUGGGGUACAUAGAUGAGGAUGGCUUCCUGUUCGUAAUGGAACGCAAAAAGGAUAUGCUCAAGUAUCAAAAUAUUAUGUACUAUCCCCACGAGGUGGAGGAAGUCAUUUGCCAAAUGCCACAAGUGGCAGAUGUUUGUGUAUUUGGUGUCUGGAACGAUACGACGGGAGAUGAGGCUGCCGCAGCUGUUGUCAGCAAACCGGGAGUUCAGCUUAGAGCGGAGGAUGUAAUCGACUAUGUGCACAACCAUGUGGGUGCUCCGUACAAGCAGUUGAUUGGUGGCGCCAUCAUUGUGGAUGAUCUCAAGCGCAGUCCCAAUGGCAAGACAAAUCGCUUGGCCAACAAGGAGCACUUCAUGCAAGUCAAGGGACGCAACUAAGAGCAGCUAAGAGCUAUAUAAUGAGACUAUUAGAAAAUAUAUUGCUAAACGUAAUGCUAACAUAUUUUAAUAUGAAUAAAUAUGGUAUUAGGAAA
Molecule: messenger RNA, 1738 nt
Organism: Drosophila albomicans
Lineage: Eukaryota; Metazoa; Arthropoda; Insecta; Diptera; Drosophilidae
Exons: 3
Coding region: 30-1643 (537 amino acids)
Biological process (GO): long-chain fatty acid metabolic process; fatty-acyl-CoA biosynthetic process
Molecular function (GO): long-chain fatty acid-CoA ligase activity
Source: RefSeq, a predicted model, not a curated record